Messenger RNA from Cryptomeria japonica (Japanese cedar), 837 nucleotides. RefSeq names its product putative F-box protein PP2-B8. The transcript is spliced from 3 exons. Bases 1 to 837 code for a protein of 278 amino acids. The record is from RefSeq and is a predicted model, not a curated record. Lineage: Eukaryota; Viridiplantae; Streptophyta; Pinopsida; Cupressales; Cupressaceae. Gene Ontology annotation, molecular function: protein binding.
AUGGAGAUCUCAAGAGGAAGGAAAAAUUGCGCUACAUUGGAGGAUCUGCCAGAAAACUGCAUCUCUCUUAUUCUCUCAUUCACCACUGUAAUUGAUUUGUGCUGUCUUGCCCCUGUGUCUCAGUUUUGGAGAUCUGCCGCAAAUGAGAAUUCCCUCUGGGAACGGAUGAUCGAUCAACGAUUUGGGAAUGAAAUUUCCAAAGCAAUAUCUACUUUAGCCUUUCCUUCACGGAAGGACCUCUAUAUCUCUCUCAUAAAAGAUCAUAAGACCAAAAGUAUAUGGUCGGAGAUAUCAACUGAGAAAAUUUGUUGUAUGAUUCCUGCGACAGACUUAAUCAUAGCUCAGAGUUAUGACCUUCUUUGUUGGGAAUGGGUGAGGCGGGAUGAUUCAAGGUUCGCGCAGGUAGCCAGAUUGAGAUAUGUGUGGAUGUUUGACAUAUGGCAAUGUUUCAAGUGCAGUAUCUUGUCUGCCAAUACACACUACAAAGUGUCAUUUAUUAUAAGACUUGACAACAACUUUCCCUGGAGCCGACAUGUUGGGUAUCCAUCUCCCUUCAUAUUCUCAGUUGUAGCGCCUGAUGGGGUUCGAAUGGAAUCUGCUCGAUUUUUGGAUGAUUUAGAAAAACCAGUUGAAAACCAUGGGAAAGGAUUCAGCAUGACUCCUUUUUCAGAAAAUGAGAAUGGCUGGCUAGAAUUCGUUGCUGGUGAAUUUUUCUUAAAAGAGGAGCAUCUCAAUGGAGGGGCAAAAGAGAUUGAGUUUUCAAUGAAAAACACAGACAGUACUUUCAUGAAGACUAAUAUUUGGGUGGAGGGUGUUAAGAUAGAACCUAAGCAUUAG